GACGCCAUCUUUACACAAGUGCUACCGGUGGCUAUUUGGUUACAGUGGGGAAGCUGCUAUCGCUCCACCAGGAAUCACCAAUUGGGACCUACGACCAACGAUAAACCGUCUGUUUCAGGACAUUAUCGAUAACUAAACACCGACGGCCAUGGCAGACCGGGAAAACGCAGUAUAUCAGGCUAAAUUGGCCGAGCAAGCAGAAAGAUACGACGAAAUGGUGAAGUCCAUGAAGAACGUGGCUGGCAUGGACGUGGAGCUGACGGUGGAGGAGAGGAACCUGCUGUCGGUGGCCUACAAGAACGUGAUCGGUGCCCGUCGAGCCUCCUGGAGGAUCAUCAGCAGCCUGGAACAGAAGGAGGAGAGCAAGGAGGGCGAGGGCAUCAUCAAGAUGAUCCAGGAAUACAGGCAAUUGGUGGAGACGGAGCUGAAGACUAUCUGCAAGGACAUCCUGGAUGUCCUGGACAAGCACCUCAUUCCAUCAGCCAACACGGGAGAGUCCAAAGUCUUUUACUAUAAAAUGAAGGGGGACUACCACAGGUACCUGGCUGAGUUCGCCACGGGCAACGACCGGAAGGAGGCGGCCGAGAACAGCUUGGCGGCCUACAAGGCUGCCAAUGACAUCGCUGCAGAAGGCCUGCCACCCACACACCCGAUCCGCCUCGGUCUGGCGCUCAACUUCUCAGUUUUCUACUACGAGAUCCUUAACUCGCCUGACCGCGCCUGCAAGCUGGCAAAGACAGCGUUUGACGACGCCAUUGCGGAGCUGGACACACUGAGUGAGGAGAGCUACAAGGACUCCACGCUCAUCAUGCAGCUGCUGCGCGACAACCUGACACUAUGGACCUCAGACAUGCAGGCAGACGGCGAAGAACAGAACAAGGAGACAGUGCAGGAUGCAGAGGAGGAGGCGGCCCAGUGAGACGACAUGCAACGACAAAACAAAAAAUUACUCCUUAUUCCUUCCAAUCUUUUUUGUUUUAAAUUUUUUCAUCGAUUUCUUUCUCCUCCAUUCCCGUCCCUCCAAGAUGUCUGCCACCUUCCGUGUUACACCACAUUGUUCCCCUCCUCCCCUCCACUCCCUCACCAUCCACCCGGGGGGCCAGACUUUAGAGGGCCGAGCCAGGUGUCUUGCAUGCCACCGGGACUCGCUCACUCUAGCUGUGUUGGUGCCCAAAUGCCAAAAGUUUUUUAUUAUUCUAAUUAUUUAGAGCUCAUUUAAUGCCACCAACAACCGUUAGGCUACUACCCCUCUCAGGGCUUCUCCAUUUUAUUUGUAUCUUUUUCUUUUUUUCUUUCUUUUUUUUUUAACAUUGCACUGGUAUACCUGCCAGUUAAAUACAUACGGAAGGAAAUCAUAAGAUCAAUGUUACGGUAUAUUUGUCCUCUCCCAAGUUUGUUUGUUUAAUUCUACCCUUUGAGUCGUUUCCAGCUUAAUCCUGCCGGGUUCCUGUAAUGUCCCCUUUACACACACACACACACACACACACACACACACACACACACACACACACACACACACACACACACACACACACACACACACACACACACACACACACACACACACACACACACACACACACACACACACACACACCCCUUCGUUGCUUUCACAUUGCUGAAUAUGUCUUGCCAAUUAUGUCCACCUGUAUCAUGCAUGUGUGUACGCAACAAGAGGAAGAAAAGAUAAUGCUAAGAAAAAAAAAAUAUACGUGUAUGUGUGAGAAGGCGAGACCAUUUGUCUUUAUUCUGGAAAAUGUAAGGGGUGAAUGUGGGGAAAAAGAGGUGACGAGUGGUUUGAUUAAAGAAAAAGGGAUCCACUGUACGUUUAGCUUUCAGUAAAGUAAACCAAGGCCCUGCUUAUUCUUCGGUUGUCCAUUCUAACUUUUUUUUUUUUUUUUUUUUCAUUCUUGGCAUAGAAAUGAUUCUUAUUCUUCAUAACACUAGUGGUAUUCCCCUACCCUCCACCCCUGCUCCAUCCUGUAUCCUACUCCACACUGUUUUACCCUUUUGCUCUUAUGUGGCUGCUGAGUUUCACCUCUGGGUCAAGCAUUUCACUACAAGGCUGUUGCGCUUAUUGCUUAUGGCAGCUUGCUCACUAAUGACUUGUUUAGAUGGAAGUAAAAAAAACAACAACGAUAUAUAUAUCAAACAAACCAGUUUGAACUAUUCUGACUAGUGUAAUGCAUUUCUGUAUUGGCACUUUGGUGGAGGGGGGGUGGGGGGGGGGGAAAGAGACCUGCAGAAAAUCCCACUCCCAUGACUCUUGCUAUUUCACGUUUUUCCUUCUGUUUUGAACCGUCUCUUCCUCGUAUAUUUGCUUGACCUGUGUUUCUCACUUCUGUUUUCUCUCAGUUAGUGUAACGUGAAUCUUGAUUUGUACUACUGACGGGAGCCACAAGCACCAUCUGUAUUCUUACUGAAACACAGCAUGGAAAUUAACAAUAAACUUGAAAAAGAAAAAUUUAA
Messenger RNA from Gadus macrocephalus (Pacific cod), 2469 nucleotides. Its product is annotated as 14-3-3 protein epsilon-like. The transcript is spliced from 6 exons. Gene Ontology annotation, cellular component: cytoplasm. Bases 149 to 919 code for a protein of 256 amino acids. The record is from RefSeq and is a predicted model, not a curated record. Gene Ontology annotation, biological process: signal transduction. NCBI's taxonomy places the organism in Eukaryota, Metazoa, Chordata, Actinopteri, Gadiformes, Gadidae.